This is a messenger RNA of Chroicocephalus ridibundus (black-headed gull), 876 nucleotides long. Its product is annotated as basic proline-rich protein-like. The coding region runs from base 1 to 876 and encodes 291 amino acids. The record is from RefSeq and is a predicted model, not a curated record. NCBI's taxonomy places the organism in Eukaryota, Metazoa, Chordata, Aves, Charadriiformes, Laridae. The transcript is spliced from 2 exons.
AUGUCGCCCCCCAGCCCAAGCAAGCCCCCCGGCCGGCGCUUUCUCCUUGCCUUUGGCAAGGCGGUUGCCAGCCUCCUGAGCUUCCUCCCGCGCCCCGGGGGAGUCCGAGAGGCCAACGAGAGGCCAACGAGAGGCCAACGAGAGGCCAACGAGAGGCCAACGAGAGGCCAACGAGAGGCCAACGAGAGGCCAACGAGAGGCCAACGAGAGGCCAACGAGAGGCCAACGAGAGGCCAACGAGAGGCCAACGAGAGGCCAACGAGAGGCCAACGAGAGCCCAACGAGAGCCCAACGAGAGCCCAACGAGAGGCCAACGAGAGGCCAACGAGAGCCCAACGAGAGCCCAACGAGAGCCCAACGAGAGCCCAACGAGAGCCCAACGAGAGCAAAGAAACUUGGCACCUGACGGAGCAGCCGAGGGGCUGCGUUCUCUUCCCUUGCCCCCAGGCCGGGCCGGGAACGUUACCCCCAGGAGCCCCGCAUCCCUCCCCCGACCCCUCGGCUCCCGCCGUCCCCCACCCCACGCACCUCAACGCGGUCCCGCUGCCUCACAACGUGCUCUCGGCCACCCCGAGGGCCCGGCCGGGACCGGCCCGGCCCAAGGAUCCCCCCGCCGGGCCCCUCUUUCUCCCCCGGGCCGCCCCGCUCCAAUUUCGAACCGGCCGCCAUUCCCCCCCCCCCCCGGCCCCUUCCGCUUCCGCUUCCGGAGCGCCCCGUCCCGCCCACGACGCGCGCCCAUUGGUCGCUGGCCCGCCCCCUCCCCCCGCCCAUCUUUGGGCCGCCGCGCUCCAUUGGCCCGUGGCCUCCGUCAAUCCCCAGCGCGCCCCGCCCCCCCGGGUUAUCCGACCAAUGGGAGCCGCGGCGCCCGCGCUGUGA